This is a messenger RNA of Meloidogyne enterolobii, 317 nucleotides long. Lineage: Eukaryota; Metazoa; Nematoda; Chromadorea; Rhabditida; Meloidogynidae. The record is from the annotation of a GenBank genome assembly.
AUGCAUCGGCUCAUCUUGACUGGUCUCUGCGUCGAAAAAGCACAGACGCAAUUGAGUUCGCUUCCCACUAUCUUCUUCCUCAUCAUCUACUUCCUUGAUUGGCUGGAUGAAACACGGUUGUUCUUGCUCGUGGGGCCCUUUGCAUUGCUUACAUAGCGGGUGUUGAGGGGUGUUUGUAACUUGCCGAUGUUGUUGCAGGUGAUGCAUGCGAGGCUGACAUUCUGCUUGGUGGCCUUGUUCUUUAUCGGCAUAAAUAAUGUGGUUGCAACGAGUGCAAAUUCUUCGCAUUUGGCAGAUUGAUCGAAAUUGUCUGUUUC